AUGAGCAGUUCAGUAGCAGUGGGGGCUGGCAAAGCCCUCAGCGUCGACACCCUCUCCGCUUUCGCCUUCGGCAGCGGCCCCUUCUCUGUGGCCGAUGAGCGGGGAGCUCCUGGCUCAGGCGCGACGGAGUGCAACAAGGGCAGCACCAACAGCCACACUGGCGGCAGCGGGGGCGCUCUGCUGCACCUUGCAGAUGCACACCAGUGCCUUCUUGCCCCCGCCGUUUCUCCCGCUGUCGGGCAGCUGCAGCAGCCGCACGCUCCCCUGACACUCCCCGCCUCUCGAGCCGUCGCUCUUUUGCGGGCAGCGUCUCUGGAGAAAAGCGGAGUAUCCCGUCGACUGCUGGAAGGCCUCGCUGCUGCUUCUGCGAAUGCAGGAAGUGCCGCCUGCCCUUUGCCGCGGUGCAGCUCGGGAGGUUGGGCAAAACAGCCACGCCCCCCGCUGGUCGCGCUGCUGUGUGCUGCAGCGUCUGCGGCGCAGAUCGAGGCCGUCUCGUUGGAGACAGCUGCGUUCUUCCUAACAGACGCUCCUGAGAUCGUGGGGAGGAGCUUCGUUGUUGCGCGCUGCUGCAGCGUUGCGGCGCGGCUCGCCACGUGCUGCACGGCUGCCGCCGCCGAGGCUCUCUUGCUGCCAGCGGACGCAGUUGCCGACGUCAGACGGCUGCUGUCUGCUUCGCCAGGCUUGGCGGAAGUCUCGGAGCACCUGGGGGCCAUGUUGCACGACAUGAAGCUGCAGCAGCAGCGCCGCAGCGCGGCAGAAUGCAGAGACGCUCUCGCUGCGUUCACGGAGAUCGCAACGGCGGUUGGAGCGCUCCAGGGGCCCCUGCUCUCCCUCCUCGCCCUCACGGAAGUGGCUUGCAAGCGACAGAUGAGCAAGCCGAAGAACCUCGUAGUGGAUCUGCCCGCUGCAGCUGCUGCCGACGGUUUAUCCGCAGAAGCCUCUCUAGAGGCAGCUGCCGCUGCGGCUGCUUCCAUCGACCUCCCCUUGUCUGGGCCUGCCUCGCCGUUCAGGGCUGCAAUAGCGGCUGCAGAAAUGGCUGCGCGUGCUCUCUUGCUAGCGGAGCUGAAGCUGCUGCGCGCGACGGUGCAGAUGGCGGAUCAGCAGCAGAAAAGCCGGCCGGAGGAGCCAGUGCUUCUUCCCGAGGCACUCUCGAGUGCGGCAGAGUACUUUGGGAAGGGAGGCGAGGCGCGUCUGACAGCUGCGGGGAUUGCAGAAGCAGCCAACACACUGCAGACGCUGCAGAAUUCCGCCGAGGAGGCAGAACGGCGGUGCGUGUCGGGGGGAUCUCCGGAGCCUUUGGAGUCUCUCUCCCGCCUGGAGGACGUCUGCCUCUUGCUGCAGCAGGCGUUGGGGCUGCAUGCGGGCUUGUUGCUGCAGUGCGUCGAGGAAAGAGACGUGGCUACGUUGCGCGAGGCUGCAGCAAAAGUGCAGAGGGGGAAAAAAGGCGCAGCGACGCGCUGGGCAGCAACUCAAGGCGUGCGCGCUUUUAUUGAGUUGUUGCGGAGGAUUGCGACUUCGGUGUCUCCUGAGCUGUCUCCGAAUGCUGCCGUGGCUGUCGCCAGCGGCAGUCUGUGCAGCAGCGGCGGCGACUGGUUGUGGGGGGGGAGGGGGGCGGCGAGCUCCUGGGAGCUCCCUUGCGGCAGCGUGGAGGCGGCGCUGAGUCUGCUGCUUUCGCCGAGCAAUGCCUUGCGGCGGCUCCCCAAGGUUCCUAAAGGCACUCAAGACUUUUCCCCCGAGCGUUUAGUGAUCAGGAAUCUCAUUCUUGAGACGGUGACUGCCUGCUUCCGACGUCACGGAGCCCAGCCCAUAGACACGCCGGUGUUCGAGCUGCGGGAGACUUUGCUCGGGAAGUAUGGGGGAGAGGCGAGCAAGCUCGUCUUCGAGCUGAAGGAUCAAGGGGGGGAGCAGCUCUGCCUGCGGUACGACUUGACGGUGCCUUUUGCGCGCUACAUGGCUGCGAACGCGCUCACCAAGAUGCGACGUUAUCACGUUGGCAAGGUGUAUCGGCGGGAUGAGCCGCAGAUGAAUCGAGGUCGUUUCAGAGAGUUUUACCAAUGCGAUUUCGACAUUGCUGGCGAUGUGACUCCCCCCCUUCUCGCGGAUGCGGAGUGCCUCUCGCUUCUGUGCGAGAUUCUUGCCGUCCUAAGAGGCAUUACGGGAGCCUACCUCGUCAAGCUGAACACGCGGAAGCUGCUGGACGGCAUCCUGGCUUUUUGCGGAGUGCCUCAGGAGCAGUUCUGCUCCGUGUGCUCCUCAAUCGACAAGCUGGAUAAGGAGCCGUGGGAGGCUGUUGCGGAGGAGCUGCAAAACAGCAAGGGCGUUCCCGCGGCGACAGUCGAGAAGCUCAAGGGGUUCGUGCUGCAGAAGGGAGAUCUGCCGCAGAUGCUCGCGCGGCUGCAGCAAGACGCCGCGCUGAUGCAAGUGCCAGCAGCGGCAGCAGCAGCAAGCGACUUCGCACAGCUCCUCGUGUAUGUGGAGCCUUUGGGCUUGCUGCCAGAGCUGUGCUGGGACUGGUCUCUAGCGCGCGGCUUGGAUUACUACACGGGGAUUAUUUUCGAGGCUGUUUUGCUGAAGCGGGAUGGCACCUGCAGCGGCAGCAUUGCCGGGGGGGGACGGUAUGACGGCUUGGUAAGCCUUUUCAGCAGCAAAGAUGUGCCUGCGGUCGGCUUUUCUGUGGGCGUUGAGCGACUGUUCGCUCUUAUGGAGAGCAUGCUGGGUGUCGGGAGCAGCAGCGACGCUGAGAGCAGUAAUGGGGGGAGCGACGGGCUUGCGAGCAGCGCGCGAGCGAGCUGCUCUGCGGUGACAGGCGAGGGGGUCAGGAAGGAUUUCACGGAUAUUCUCGUCUGCAACGUCGGGAAGGGCAUGCUGCCGUACGCUCUGUCAGCGGCUCGACUGCUGUGGAGUGCGGGCUUGAGCUGCGAGCUUUUCUAUGGGGAAGACGUUCGCUUGAAGAAGCAGCUGGAUACCGCUUCUGCGAAGAAGGUCCCCUGGGUGGUUCUAUGCGCUGAGGAGGAGGCAGCAAGGCGGUGCGUCAAAGUCAAGAAGCUCUACCACUGCCACGAGGCUACGAGCCAUUCGCAGCAGCAGGAGCAGGAGCAGAUCGACGAGGAAAUUCCGCUAGACGGCCUGAUCCAGUUUUUCAAGGAGCACCUCAAGGAGACCGUCUAUGAGGCAUACACGGCCUCUCUCCUCCUAAAUCCACCGAAAGAGAAUGCAUAA
Cyclospora cayetanensis is the source of this 3219-nucleotide messenger RNA. RefSeq lists its product as uncharacterized. The transcript is spliced from 2 exons. Gene Ontology annotation, biological process: mitochondrial translation. The record is from RefSeq and is a predicted model, not a curated record. Bases 1 to 3219 code for a protein of 1072 amino acids. Lineage: Eukaryota; Apicomplexa; Conoidasida; Eucoccidiorida; Eimeriidae. Gene Ontology annotation, cellular component: mitochondrion.